AUCCAUAUGUAUUUAUAAUUAAAGGAAGUUUGUUUAAUAUAAUGGGUACAGAUUAUUCAAAUGUUUUAAGAAAAUUCAAAUUGGUCUUCCUUGGAGAACAAAGUGUUGGCAAAACUUCGCUCAUUACAAGGUUUAUGUAUGAUAGCUUUGAUAGCACGUAUCAGGCAACCAUUGGAAUAGAUUUUUUAUCAAAAACUAUGUAUCUCGAAGACAGAACAGUUCGGUUACAGAUUUGGGAUACAGCUGGCCAAGAACGUUUUCGAAGUUUAAUUCCAAGUUAUAUUCGUGAUUCUUCAGCUGCUAUUGUUGUCUAUGACAUAACAAAUACAAACUCCUUUGCUCAAGUAGACAAAUGGAUAGAAGAUGUGCGAGCUGAACGUGGUGAUGAUGUUGUUAUAAUGUUAGUUGGGAACAAGACAGAUUUGACUGAUAAGAGGCGAAUAUCUAUGGAACAAGGCGAAAAAAAAGCAAAAGAACUUGGAGUCAUAUUUAUAGAAAGCAGUGCUAAAACAGCUCAUAAUGUUAAACAGCUAUUUCGUCGUAUUUCUGCAUCUUUACCCGGAAUUGAUGAUAAAGAAGAUGAUAAACCAAAGGAGUUGGAUAGUGUCAUUCACCCUUUAGUAGAAAAACAAAAUGAUAGUAGUUAUUGUACAUGUUGAUUUUAUUGAGUUUGUAGUUACUUAUAUAUAUUAAUUUUUAUAAAAGUUACUUAAAUAUAUUAAUUUUUAUAUAGCUCUAGUUAAACCAUAAUAUCUUGCAAAAUCAGAUAUUCAUUUAAAUAUAUAUUUAAAAGCCUUUUAAAUUUAAAAUUAAAAGCUAUUUCUAUAUGGUUUGGUUAUGUAAUAGUGUGACCAUAGUUUAAAAAUAGUCAUGUCCUAUUGUGAUCAUAGUUAAGAAUGUUCAUGUCUGUGUGACCAUAGUCUAAUUUAUUAUUAACAAAUUUUAUUGCUAUUAAAAAAAGUGAAUUAUCUGGUCAGAUUUACUGAACUUUAUUUUUUGUUUAAAGU
Hydra vulgaris (swiftwater hydra) is the source of this 1007-nucleotide messenger RNA. RefSeq names its product ras-related protein Rab6. Gene Ontology annotation, biological process: vesicle-mediated transport. The record is from RefSeq and is a predicted model, not a curated record. NCBI's taxonomy places the organism in Eukaryota, Metazoa, Cnidaria, Hydrozoa, Anthoathecata, Hydridae. Gene Ontology annotation, molecular function: GTPase activity; GTP binding.